Cyphomyrmex costatus is the source of this 1852-nucleotide messenger RNA. RefSeq names its product 52 kDa repressor of the inhibitor of the protein kinase. Gene Ontology annotation, molecular function: sequence-specific DNA binding. Lineage: Eukaryota; Metazoa; Arthropoda; Insecta; Hymenoptera; Formicidae. Bases 542 to 1642 code for a protein of 366 amino acids. The transcript is spliced from 6 exons. The record is from RefSeq and is a predicted model, not a curated record.
UUGCAAAAUGCGACUUAGACAAAGCUAAAGACCUAUAACAUAGUAUAUACAGUAGCGCAACUCUCGGAUUUUCGCGUGUACGAAAUGGAACUGCACAUGCGCGAGCUAUGGGUGUAACCAAUAACGUAACAGAAUCUUUCUGUCGCACUUGCUCUGUUUGCUUUUCUAUAGUGUUCUCUGUCGUUGAAAUGCCCCAACGGCCAAAAUUGGCGGUAAAUGUGACAAAAGUGAAUUCAAGGCGAUUUAAAGUAAAAAGUCAGAGCAGUGUUAUUGUUAAAUAUAAGACGUGUUAAAGAAAGUGAAUAGAAAAGUGUUUUGUGUUUAAUGUUUAGUGAAUAUAGUGCUAAGUGAAAAGUGAAAGUUAACCAAGAACGAUUAUUUUUUCUGUACAGAAUAGUUAAUCUGUAUAGAUUUUACAGAUUUUCAAUUCUUUUACAGAAAACUGCACUUUUGAUCUUAGCUUUGUUGCAGGUGCUGCUUCUUAGAAGAUAAAAAAAAUAUAUAUAUAUAAGAUAAAACUGAUAAAAAAAAAUACAAAAAGAUGUUAGCCCAUAAAUCGAAAUGGUGUGUUGCAAAGGGGUGCAACAAUAAUAUCACAGAGAAAAGACAUUUUUUUUCGUUUCCAAAAGAGCAUGACAGAUGGUUACAAUGGAUACAUGCAUGUCAAAGAUUAGAUUUACAAGUGAUGGGUCCAGAGUACGCUUAUCGCAAUUGUAGACUGUGCCAUUUGCAUUUUGAAGAAAAGUGGUAUAAAAUAGGCAAAAUUAGAGCUCAUCUUUAUCCUGAUGCCAUACCGACGAUAUUUUUUGAAAGAGACAAUAUACUUGCAACAAGUGCAAUAAAAGAAGAUAGUAAUUCAACAACAGCGACAAGCGUACUAAAAGAAGAUGGUAAUUUAACAACAGUGGCAAGUGCACUAGAAGAAAAUAGUGAUAAGACAAUUGGAAAAGAUCAACAAAAAGAAACGAACAGCAAUAUGCAGUUGUCAAAAGCAAUUGAUCCUAUGGAUAUAGAUAUUGAGACCGCUGAGACAUCCAAGAUUGUUACACCGAGUACAUCUAGCAGCAAGCAUUUAAUAAGUCGUGUAGAAGAAACUCCAUUAAAAAGGAAAAUGAAGGAACGGCAUUUAAAAUUACAAGCAGAAAAUAGAAAGCUGCGCGAAAGAAUUAGGCGACUUCAGAAAAAAAUAAAGAAGAUGGAAAAUAAAAAAGUAAUUGAAGACGGACCCAAAGAAUAUGAAACUCUGCGUCAAUUAAGUUGUAAAUUACUACCUACUAAUUUCGCACAAUUGUUGUCUGUACAAAUUGACGCGCAAAUUAAAAGCAAACAUGGAAGAAGAUACAGUUCAGAAUUUAAACAAUUUGCAUUACGUUUAUAUUUUUUAAGUCCGCGAAAUUAUCGAGAACUUAAGACACAAUUUGCAUUACCUUCCAUACGUAGUCUACAUUUAUUUACGCAAACAUGGCAAAUUAAGCCCGGUAUUAACGAUAACAUUUUUGAUGUUCUAGCCGUUAAAUUAAAUUUAUUACCACUUUUGGAACGCCACUGUAUAUUGUGCAUAGAUGAAAUGAGUUUAAAAGCUCAUUUAUUUUAUAACAUUUCACAAGAUGAAAUCAUCGGGUUCGAGGAUACAGGUGUCUAGGUUUUUAGAGUGGCUUCAAAUCCCAUUUGACUACGUUGCGAUUGACUAUGCGACUACUUAAACAGGGGUGUUCGUAAUUUUUACAUUGGAUCAACUAAAUGCAUACAGAUGCGUGCGAAUAUGCUGCUUAAGAUGCGGACAUGUUAUGAGAUGUCAGAAAAAUAUAAUAAUAUUAUCUUUGUAAUAAACUUGACUUGAAUUAAUUAAAAU